AUGGAUACACUAUCGUCAACGAGUCUUAGUACGAAACUAUCGCGGGUGCGCCUGUUUCCUAAUAAAACUGGCGUUAAAUCGGUCAGCGUUCAUCAAAUUCAAGGUAUUCACAGUAUGCGAGCACGAGUAGCACAGUCGUCAAUUAAUCCCAAAAGUGCUACACAGAAUUCACUGACAUCCUCAGAGACAAAUAAUGCAUUUAGAGGCUUUAAUGUUAGAUCAAGUAGUUUCAAAAAACCGAAAAGAACUCUAACACAACGUCAAAUCUGUCUGAUUGUGUUAGUAGCUGGUAUUAUAGCUGCUGUUUUAGCUGCAAUUACCGCUAUUGUACUUGUUUUCACAUUACCAUCAAAAACGACUACGACAUCAACAACCACGACAUCAAGUAAGUUUAUAUUUGAAAUGCAUUUUGCAAUGAUCAAUUUGAUUCUAGUACAACCACUACAACUACCACAACUACUACAAGUACAACUACCACAACUACUACAAGUACAACAACAACAUCAGCAACAAGUAAGUACUCAUGUUUAUCUAGAAAAAAUUCUCUUAAAAGCGAUCAACGAUUUACUAGCAACGGUAUGUUCAAAUGCUGGCCGUGGCAAUUUAGGUCUACUAACUGGAUAUGCUGCAUCUAGUUGGACUCAAUAUUCGACUAGUUUCACAGCAACACUAUCAAGGUAUGCUCUUGUAUUCGGCUUUCAAGCAAAUGUGAAUCGGUCUUGGAUUUUGGAUGAUAUAUCUCUUAUUAAAAAUAGCGCUCCUGCUAUUGAAAUACUUCUCAAUCCAAAUUUUGAAAACUCGAGUGCAUCAAUUAUCGAUUGGGUACUUUGGUGUUCAUCAUAUUGCCACUUUGGUACCAGUGGAGAGCUUCUAACCGGUGCAGCUUGUUACUUGGGAAUUGGCAAUUGUUUCACAAGUGCUUGUCUUGGGCCUGAUGUUGAGUUUUUAGGUCAAUAUUUUUCAGCUUCCAUUGGCUCAAGUUACACGCUAACGUUUCGGCUAUCACUGACGGGCGCAAGUGAUGUCUCUUCUACUAUGUUCUAUGUUGAUAUACUUCCUUGA
Molecule: messenger RNA, 1062 nt
Organism: Rotaria socialis
Lineage: Eukaryota; Metazoa; Rotifera; Eurotatoria; Philodinida; Philodinidae
Source: the annotation of a GenBank genome assembly